CAUCCGGAAGUGAGAACGAUCGAUUUUUUGCCGGCACGAGGAGAUCGGAGUACUAAUAAUCUCGUAUAUGAAUUAUACAUGCAAAUGACUUUAGCAGGUUGAUGGUAACACAAUAUAUAUUAGUUGCAGUUUAAUCCACCUUUUGCCUAUUCCACGACCUGGACUCUGGACGAUUGAUCAGGCAAAGACAACUCAUCGGAUAUCUGAACGAGGGAUUGGAGUGAUCAAAGUCUUGGUUCCCAGGCAAAAUUUUCUGGGCACUCGAAGUUGGGUCCGCCCUUUAAGAAUUAGAGCGUUGGGCUUUAUUAUAGAUACCAUUUCAUUUCUGAGCGUGGACUGUGGAUCGGGCGAGAGGAAUUGAAGGAACGAUGGCACCAAAGCAGCAGAAGAAAAAGGCCCCCAAGAAGCCAGUCAACAGAGGCUUCACCACCACCUCGAUCCCCAAGAAGGUUGUGGAACCGGACCCAAAUGAAGCCUCACCAUCCGCUGAUUUGUCUCCAGAUGGCGAUCAGAUCCCCGUCAACCAAUCUGCCUCCGCUAUCCUCUCAUCUGCUCCCAAGUCUAGUGACCCCAGUCAGACUACCUUCGCUAAAGGAGACUCGGCAAAAUCUCUGGUUCAUGACGAAUGGGAGCAAGAUCCGGACGAGAGAGAAACACAUAGCUUGGCUGAAAAAUUGAGACCGAUGUCCGAGAAGGAAAUCACCAAGCAGCUCAAGAUCAUUGAAAACGACAAAAGAUUUGCCAAAGGAUGGUCCGGGUUUCGGUGGUCGGAUUCCCGCUUACAAAUCGACAUCCUGGAAUACGCCCGAGACACACAACAGGUGAUUGAUUCUUGUGGCCAGAAGCCGACAAAUACCGGUAAUCUCCAAGAGGACGAGGAGAAGGCCUUGUAUAAGCUGGCGGUCCUACACGGCAUUUUGGAUGGACUCGGGUUCCCAAAGAGCCGGAUCAAGCAGUGCUUGGAAAAAAUCAAAUCUUUAGAGCUUGAAGAAGCCAUAGAUUGGAUGGUAUUGAAUUGUUCCAAUGAAGAGCUGAUAUUAGCAGGUUAUGAUGAUAUGUCAAACGAAGACCCCUCACAGAACACUACGGAAAAAGAUUUGCAAGUUCACAGUCCGAAUGCGAGAUUACCUCCCGCCCUCACGCUAAACCAGGAUAACUUGAAUACGUCGGAUGAGGCAAAUGACAAAUCGAAUCUUUCAUGUGACCUUAGCAACGGCUUGGUUGAAUUACAGCCAAAUGAUCUAGGUCUUGCGAGUGAACUCCCCAAUUCCCAACAGCCAAGUCCAAUCGUCCCUACCAGCAUCUCACCCAGGAUGAAGAACAUCAUUCUUGAACGACAGCAGCAACUUCAGAUUGAAGAUUCGGGCUCAGCCGAGGACCCACUGGCACCUACUCCCAUCGAUAAUUACGUUGCUUUGAAGCUUUCCAUCAUGGAGCUUUCGAAGAAGAUUUCCAAGGUAGGGACCGCUCAUCUCAAGGGGAAAGCGCUUAAGGAUGCUGCAAAAUUGAAGAAAGAAGUGAAGCUGUUGGAAGAUAGAGUCAAGCUGGUUCAGGCAAGUUACACGUUUAGUCAAAAGAUAGCGGACCAGGCUCUCAAAACUAAAAUCAAAGAAAUCAAGAGCGGAUUCGUUCCCGAAAGUGCCCUAUGUGACGAGAGUUUAGAUCUGAGUCUUGAUAAUGACCCCGCGGCAGUAAAUCGCAAAUCUGUCCCGUCAUCGCCGAUCAUACCGAUCACCGCCAUGCAGCCAGGUGAUGACGCGGCUGAAGACUCUGAUGAUCUCGAAGUUGUCGCAUCCACUCCUGGGCUGGACAUACCCCAUAACACAGGCUUUGAUAGGCUCGCAGGGCCAGCGUCUCCACCACUCAGUCCAUCAUCCAAACUUGUGGAUGGCCGUUCAUCAGCUGAAAGCCUUGAGACUGAACGCGAACAGAACGAAGAUGAAAGCGGGCUGUUUGGAACGACUUUUGACGAGCCGGCUCCCUUGGCUCAUGAGCCAGCUGCCGGAGUCUCUGCAGAAGCAAAGAAAACGCCGACUUGUACAGUGAGUCUUGUGCGAGACAUGCCUUUGCCCAAACAGUUCUCCGGAAAGACACCCCAGAGUCUCCUCGAAGAGACCCUCCGUCGCUUGGAUAAAUUCGCACAACCGCAAUACCUAGUCGUCUCGCGCGGAAGUCGGUCGAUUCGUGCAAGUGUUGAGAUCAAAUGGAGUAGCCGGAAGGUGAUCCCCACCCAAGCCGGAAAAAUCACCAACACCUCGUCGAAAAUCAACCCCCAACCGGUCCAGACAUUUACCAUGGAAGAUGAAGCCUGUCGCGACGAAACUCAGGCCUAUAAUUAUGUCGCCACCUUGGCUCUCUUUUAUUUGAACUCCCAAAACUUGUCUUCCAUUCACAGAUACCUUCCUGUCACGUUCAGAGAGCUGUGGGACGAAUUGGAAGAGAAACGCAAAAAAGUGGACGAUCAGAAUUAUCUUGAUCUCGUCAAAACCCUGUUGGCUAUCUAUAAGCAUCGCUCGAGUAGUAAUUCAUGUUCACCUAGUGACCCCACUUUGGCUUCUCAGCGGCCCAAAGAAUCAACCCUAGACUCUUUGGAUGAAAAGACCUCACUGACGACUUCGCACGGCCCUCAAGCUGGACGAACCUCUGGUGAUUUGGCUCUUAUGGAGGAGUUUGCGAUGCGGCAACAUUGGCAUUCUUACCAAGUGAUGCUGGGAUAUCGAGCCACUCUACCUAUCGCAGUCUAUCGACCUCAGAUUGUAGCGGCCGUCGAGCAAAACCAGGUGAUCUUACUAUGCGGUGAAACUGGCUGUGGUAAAUCGACACAACUACCGGCCUUUAUCUUGGAACAUGAGCUAGCAAAUGGCAGACCGGUCAAGAUCUUCUGUACCCAACCCAGAAGGAUUUCCGCAAUCUCCUUGGCCGAGCGUGUUUCGCAGGAAUUGGGCGAGCCAACCGGGGCCGUCGGUCAAGUGGGCUCCCUGGUCGGUUACAAUAUCAGACUAGAAAGUAAAACUUCGGCUACCAGUCGAUUGGUUUAUGCUACUACUGGUGUCGUCUUGCGGAUGCUCGAAAAUGGAACUGAUCUGCAAGACAUAACCCAUUUAAUCCUGGAUGAAAUUCAUGAGCGGAGUAUAGACAGUGACUUUCUCCUGGUCGCUCUAAAAACUAUCCUCGAGCGACGUCCCAACCUCAGGGUGAUUUUAAUGUCAGCAACAGUAGAUGCAGAAAAGAUCAGUAACUACAUGAACGGGUGUCCGAUCCUGAAGGUCCCCGGCCGGACGUUCCCGGUGACGAGUUUCUUUUUAGAAGAUGUGAUCGAGUUAACGAACUACCGACUGGAUGCUCGCUCCGAUAGUCCAUAUGUUGCCAGAAGAGGCAAACGGAAACCCGUCUUGCUGAAAACCGCCUCCUCGACUCAGGACGAGAUCCCUAGCCUUGACGAUGACGAAGAAGCUACCACCGAUAGCGCCAUCGCUCACACUUACGCCGCUUCAACUCGCGCUACCUUGGAAGUCUUGGACGAACAUCUUAUCAAUAUGGACCUCAUCGUCUUGCUACUCUUGCAAGUCUGCUGGCAAAAUCCGACCCUCGUGCAACGGUUUUCUAGUGCCAUUUUGAUAUUUUUACCAUCUCUCGAUAGCAUUCGAAAAUUGACCGAGAUUCUCGAGAGCCAUGCCAUCUUUGGCACUUCGGCAUUUCAAAUAUUUCCUUUACACUCUUCCAUCUCCAAUGAAAACCAGAGCUUGGUCUUUCAGACGCCACCAGCUGGCGUUCGGAAAAUCGUUAUCUCGACAAACAUCGCUGAAACGGGUAUUACGAUUCCUGAUGUCACGUGCGUCAUCGAUAGUGGGAAGCAUAAGGAAAUGCGGUAUGAUGAGAAAAGACAAAUUAGCAAACUGGUCGAGACCUUUAUCGCCAAAAGUAACGUCACGCAGCGUAAGGGUAGAGCAGGAAGAGUUCAAGAGGGAAUUUGCUUUCAUUUGUUUACCAAGCAUCGCAUGGAGACUCAUCUUGCAGACAAUCCACUACCGGAAAUGCUUCGACUGUCCCUUCAGGAUCUCGCGUUGAGGAUUAAGAUCAUGCAGAUCGGAACCUCCAUAGAAGACGUCCUUUUGCAAGCUUUAGAUCCUCCAUCGACGGUCAACGUUCAGCGUGCUAUUGCUUCUCUGGUAGAGGUCAAAGCACUGACUCCAACCGAGGAGAUUACUCCUCUGGGCCGACAUCUAGUCAAACUCCCAAUGGAUGUUCACAUGGGAAAAUUGUUAAUCUUGGGAUGCUUGUUUCGCUGCUUGAGCCCAGCACUGACCGUUGCAGCAGCUUUGAAUUCUAAAAGUCCUUUCCUUACUCCCUUUGGACGGGAACAAGAAGCCGAUGCGAUCAAGAAAUCCUUCAAAGUUGAAAAUUCGGACUUCUUGACCAUUUGUAAGGUCUACAACUCCUGGCGAUCGGCUUAUCAGAACGAUCAUGUCCACCAGUUCUGUCGCAAGAACAUGCUGUCUUUUUCGAACCUCUUACAAAUUGAAGAUCUUCGGUCACAAUUCCUUGGCUUCUUGGUUGAUGCCGGAUUUGUAGUCCCGAACUCGAGAUCUCAUGGCCCUGGUUCUUUUAGUCAGAGGAGUAGAUUUUGUAAUGUACCCGCUGAAUUAGAUCUGAAUGCCGACCAACACAAGAUCGUGAUGGGCUGCAUCGGAGCUGCCAUGUUUCCCAAGCUUUUGGUUCGAGAUGGGGCGAUGCAAAUCGGAAAUGUCAACUCAAACGCCCAAGGCGGAUGGAGAACCUUGACUAACUCAGCCCCAGCUUCGAUUCACCCUUCGAGUGUCAAUUUCAGUAGUGGUCGUCGUCCUGACUUUGGGGAUGCUAGGUUUGUAACGUAUUUCAACAUCAUGCAAUCGAAAAAACUCUAUAUUUGGGAAUCGGGAGUGGUUAAUGAAAAAGCAAUUUUUCUGCUCUGUGGCGAAGCGGAUUUCAAAAUCCCUGCCGAAUCGGUCAUCAUCGAUCGCAAGAUCAAAGCUUCGAUGAAUCCAAAGACCCUCUUGACGCUCAAGAUCUUACGACAACGUUUCCAACAACUGUUCAACUUGAAGAUGAAGAACCCGUCGCAGAAAUUCAAUCAACAGCAGCAGCGAUGGUUUGAUUUGAUGACUGCGGCCAUUCAAGACGAUAAAGAUGCUAUCAAAAUCAAUAAAAAUGAGAUAUCAAUCAAUCGGACGAAUGCUCCGACUAAUGCGAUUAGCAUCAAGCCAAAGAAUCGGAUGUCAGUCGUUUUGGCCCCAGCGGGUCGGAUCCCGUCCAUAAGCAACAGUAAUAACAUAUCUCCUUUACCGCAAGAAUCUAUUCGUCACAGCGACUCCAAAGAUAACCAAUCCGUUGUAGACCCUGGCGAGGACAUUCGGACAACAUUUUAUGAGACAACCGGCCGUCUUUCAGAGCUUUCAAUUUCUUCCCCCGCUCCUAGCAAUGCUGGUUUCACGACUUCUAAUCUUUCAACACCUACUCCAGCUGCGGCUGGGUCGGUCUACGACCACCCCCCUCACGUUCAUUAUAAUCAUCACCAGCUGGAGAACUUUGAUCAUGUAACUUAAUUUUUGUUUUCUUUAAUGUCCCCUCUCUUUUCUUUGCUUCUUCUCAUCAUCGUUCAUGCCCUCUUUUCUGUCAACAUCAGACCAAAUAAAAUGGAUGCUCUAUUUACGUACC
This is a messenger RNA of Puccinia graminis f. sp. tritici CRL 75-36-700-3, 5694 nucleotides long. RefSeq lists its product as uncharacterized. Gene Ontology annotation, molecular function: ATP binding; RNA binding. The record is from RefSeq and is a predicted model, not a curated record. The transcript is spliced from 22 exons. The coding region runs from base 369 to 5582 and encodes 1737 amino acids. Gene Ontology annotation, cellular component: intracellular anatomical structure. Lineage: Eukaryota; Fungi; Basidiomycota; Pucciniomycetes; Pucciniales; Pucciniaceae.